Messenger RNA from Apis mellifera (honey bee), 5467 nucleotides. Its product is annotated as adenylate cyclase type 10-like. Gene Ontology annotation, molecular function: adenylate cyclase activity. Lineage: Eukaryota; Metazoa; Arthropoda; Insecta; Hymenoptera; Apidae. Gene Ontology annotation, biological process: intracellular signal transduction; cyclic nucleotide biosynthetic process. Gene Ontology annotation, cellular component: cytoplasm. The record is from RefSeq and is a predicted model, not a curated record.
AUGACGUCGACCCAUCAUAGAUUCAAGCACAAUAAGGAACUAGUAGGGCCAGGCACAAUAAAAUUCGGCCGUCACGUUGUAGACAGCGAUCUGUUAGAAACGACAAAUGUGGAUAGAAAAUGGCACGCGAAAGAGCUGAAUAUGCUAGAGCUAUGCGAAGGAAAACUCGGAAAUUCGAGAUACGAAUCAUCGACAGAUCAGGAAAGAAAAAAGAAAGACAGUAUACCGUCGGACAAAAAAUCACAAAUCGCGCAGAUGAGAAUCGAAUAUCACACGAAAAUAUUUGCCUCGAUGUGUCCGGAUGAAAUUUUGGAUUAUUACGACGAUUAUAAAACUCGAAUGUAUUACACGACUUUGAUGCUUGGCGAUGUGUCGGGUUUCACAGACCUCGCCGAGAAAUAUACGAAAAUUGGGAAAGGCGGGCCAUCGAAAUUGUCGGAGACAUUGAACUCUUAUAUCGGUGCUAUGGUGCAAGAAAUACUUUAUCACGAGGGUGACGUGUUGAAAUUUUCCGGGGACGCGUUCAUAGUGAUGUGGAAGCUUCACAAGGGGAUGAUGAUGCGAGAUUUGGCCGUGACAGCGAUGCAAACUGCCUGCAUCAUUCAGAAACACUUUGGAACUUACGAAACUGAAAUUGGAGUGACUCUUAAAGUAAAAUUGGCAAUUGCUUCUGGGAAAACAUAUUUCACGUCUAUCGGAGAUCCAGAGACCAUGUCUCACUACAUUAUCACCGGAAAACCGGUGUGGGAUGUGAAAUUUGCUGAAGGCCUUUGUCGAGGAGGCGAUAUCAUAGUAGCUCCCAGUAGCUGGCAAUGGGUGAAUCCGCACGAAUACAUCCACGAAACACUUCCCGAUGGUAUACACACCCUUAUUAUAACUUGCACAGCCAUGUGGUAUCAAGUGGUACCAAGGGAGGAUGAAAUAACCGAGGAAGGCAACGAUACGAGCACGAAAAGUUCGAGGAGGUCGAUUACAGCUGUAAGAAAAUCAUCCUUAUCCUGUCGUCGAGAUAAAAGAAAUUCUAAACGCUUAGGGAAACGCGUUUUUUUUUUAGUACGGCCUAAAGUUAUAAAAGCGGCAGAAAGCCAUCUGAAAGGAGCUUUGAAAAGUUACAUGUUGAGACCUGUCAUUCGUUCCGUGGAAAUGGACGAGCCAUUGGAAUAUCUAACCGAAAUGAGGCAAGUGGUGAUUCUGUUCAUCAAUGUGAUCACCAUCGAUGCGUACAAACAAGAGUUAGUUAGUUUAGUGAAUAUCGUUUAUAAAUUUGUGUGCCAGAUCGUAAGUGAAAUGCACGGAUGCGUGAACAAGACUUCCCUCUUCGACAAAGAUUUGAUGUUCCUCUGCGUGUUCGGUUUAAGAGGCGAUAAGCACGAAUUAGAGUCGCAGAUCGGUUUGAAAUGCGCGUAUAAAUUAAGAUUGACGCUCAUAGAGAUGAAAAAUAUUAAAUCUGUGACCAUAGCUGUGACCACAGGGAUGACGUAUUGUGGUGUAGUUGGGCAUAUUUUGCGAAGGGAGUAUACAGUGAUUGGAACGUCGGUGAACAAAGCCGCGAGGCUUAUGGUAGCUUAUAAGGACAAGGUGAUUUGUGAUCGAGAAAGUUUCCUUCAUUCCCAUCUCGAGGCUAGUCAUUUCAUCUUACAAGAGCCAAAAUACUUGAAGGGAAUUUCGCAUAUUGGACCGAUAUACGAGUUCGAAGAGCAUCCAAAGUUCGUCUCGUCGUACGUAAUUUGGAAUUCAUAUCCUUUACUCGAUCGAAUCAAUGAAGUUAAAAUAUUUAAAUCGAUGUUAACAAAAAUGAUAGAGUAUAACGUUAUAGAUAAAGAAGAGCGUGGUCCACGACCGGAAUACAAUACGCUUAUUAUAAAGCAUGAUACGUUCCCAUUCCAAUCCAUGUGGAUUCAAAGGGGUGAACCACGAAUAGGAAAGACAAGAUUGCUAGAUGAAUUCACACGGAACAUAUCACCGAACAUACGUUACAAUUAUAUUAACUUGCAUCCAGAAGAUAGCCAGGUUCACACUUCAUUCAAUUAUUAUUAUAAAAUUUCACAAUUCGAUAUUAUAUUCGAUAAUGUUUCCAAAUGGUUGACAUUACAAUCAAACGUGAUUUGUUUCUCAGUGCAGAUCCCGUACACGAUGAUGAAUUUAAUAUUUUCAAAAGCUCUUGAUUUCACCGCAAUGUCCACGCAAAAGGAACGCGAGGAUAAAUUACUUUUGCGCCUUGGAAAGGUGAAAUACCCGUAUUUCCUGUGCGUUUUCAACGAACCUUUCAACGUACAAUUCCCAAUCACUACUGAUUACAACGAUUUAAACGAGACACAGAAACGAAAGCUUUUAAGAAAGUUCUUAUUAAAAUUAAUAAAAGGUAGUUUCAGAGAGUUGUGGGUGAAUAUCAUAGACGAUGCGGAAUAUAGCGAUCCAAAUUCCUUAGAGGUAUUUGACGUUUUCACGAAAAAAGAUAUAAUCUUCUUCGUGAUUAGCAUUGGGCGGAAAGUAGGAACGGAUUUCCCAAUAUUCUUCAAUAUUCUUAGGAAAACACUAGUAACACUCGUUCAAUUAUUCUUUUAUAAAUGUAAAUCGUAUAUACCAAUGAUAAGAUAGAAUCUUUGUUAAAAGGUAAUAGAAUUGCUUGGAAUAGACAAAUGGUAUCACGCUGCGUUAGCGUGUCAGAUGCUUAACGUGAAUGGUCUACCAGCGGAGCUUGAAAAAAUAAUACAGGAAAAAAGUCUCGGUAAUCCUGGCUGGAUCGAAAGUUAUCUAUUGAGUCUUCUCCAAGUUGGAGACAUAGAAAUACUGUAUAUAACGAGAAGGGAAGCGAAUAAUAAAGGUUACGUGUUGCCUCCUUCGUAUAUGUUAAAAAGACUUGUUUCGCACAUAGAUGAAAUUAACGAUGUUCGGGACGAUAGAUGGCAGAUGUACAUGGCGAGUUAUAAGGAAAGCAAGCCUUUGAUAACAAGGCCAGAAAAUAUGCAUAGACAUUUGAGUAUCGAUCCCGAAGAGACUAAGAUCGCCGUUUGCAACAUUUCAAAACACUUCGUGUACGAGGAAGAAAAUUCUGACAUUACGAUGGAUGUUAUGAUAUUGAAGCUUUUCGAUUCAUUGACACCUCUUGAUCAACUUAUUUUGAAAUGUGCUUCCGUGAUCGGGGAAACUGUAAAUAGGCACAUGUUAGAAAGUUUAAUGGCCAUCACUUCUAAAAGAGACAUCGGUCUUGCUCUUACGAAACUCUUCGAAAUACAAAUAUUUGGCUGCGCAAUCGGGGAUUUUACCAAAACUAAAGGCCCUAUAAUAUUUAUCAGAAAUAUACGAAACAAUGAUUCGGAUGUCUUUUGCAAGUGUAUUGGCAUUACUAUUCCAGAUGAAUUGAAAGAUUUGCCAAAAUAUGCUUCUUGUGGAUUGAUAAGAUUCAAAAUGACGAUGUUCCGUGAAACUACUUAUCGAUUACUGACAGAAAAUCAGAAAAUAGAGUUGCACAAUCAAGCAUUGAAAUAUUUGCAAUAUCAUACAAGGCGUUGUAUUUCUUGCGGAGAAGGUCGAUUCGUAAAAUUAUUAGGGGAGGUAAGGAAAAUAGAUCAAAGAAAGAAAACGAUAAUACAAUUAAAUGAGAUAUUCGAAGAAGAAAUUUACGAAGAGGAAGAUAUUGAAGAUGAGAAGAAAAAAGGGAAGAUAUUUCUUACUUGUAUGAAUAUAUUUCGAACUAUCGAAAAAAAACCAACGCUCACAUUUUCGGAUUUGGAUUUUUCCAAUUGCCUGUGCGAUCUGAUAUUGAUGACUACGUAUACUCAAAUGCUUGAACAUUGUCGCGGUAUUGGAAAACUGGAUGUAAUACUAACUGCUCUUUUAGAGUUUGCAGAAAUUUGUAUAAUUUCUUUUAACAUACCGCAAGCUAGAAAGCUUUUAAAAGAAAGCGAAAAUGUCCUCGAAAAGCUACUUGAAUUGGACGAAAACGAAAUAGUUAUUUCCCCCUUUUCUGCUGCAAAAAUACAAAUUCUUCAAGGCCAAUGUCUUCUUGAAACCGGCUCCAUUUUCGAAGCUGAAGAAUUAUUCGAAAAGGCAAUGUUAAAUUUAGGAUAUAAAUUUCCAAAACUUGAAAUGAUGAUCGAUUUAAACUCGAAGAUGCAGUUAUUGAAUCUGAAAUUAAAAUUCAUUUUUAUGAAAGAUAUUAAAUAUUUCGAAGAGGACUAUCAGGAUUAUACUAAACAAUUGGCAACAUGUUUGAUACAAAUGUUUAAACUCUACAGAAUUAAAGGAAUGAGGAAGCACGCUCGUUUAGCAGCAAUUUGGAGUUUGAACGCAGCUUUGGAUCUAUCCAGUAAGGAUGCAUCUACACUCUGUAUAUCGCUCAGCAAUAUGUUAAUCACUGCACAUAUGUAUCAAGAUAGAUAUAUCAUACCUUAUUUAGAAGAGAAGGGUAUUCUUAUUUCUAGCGAGAAGACAAGAGCACUCGAAGCUCAAGAGCUGAAAGUGAUCGCCCAGCUUUAUGCGGCGAUAUUUUUUUCUCGAUGGUUAAGAGGAGACUUUCCGAAAGCCAUUAACAUUGGUUUCAUUACUAAUAGAAUAGCAACUACGAUUGGAUCCACAUCUUUGAAAAUAUUGAUUCUACCACGAUUAAUUCAUUUGUUAUUACUGUCUUGCCGACUCUCGGAAGUAAUCACUCAAUUAAGAGAAUUAGAAUUUGUGUCCCAAAAUCAUUUUGAUAAAUCUGGACGUACUUGGUACUAUGCACUUUGCGCUGACAUUUAUUUAGAUACUGGAAUGUCAAUUGUAUCUUUCCAAGUUUGCGAACAAUAUUUUCUUCAUGAGGGGGAACGAAUGAUAAGUUUAUACAAUCCAGAAGCAGAAAAUCGAUAUUUCAUAUGCAUGUGGCUAUGGUGCAUUAGAACUGAACAAUGGGAUGCUGCAAAAGUAUGGAGGAAUAGAAUUAUAGAAACCCCCAUUAUGGAUGAACAUAUAGUAGCAGCAACAAUAACUUUUUUAAAAAAACUCGAAGGACUAUUAAUUCUUUAUGUGCAUAAAUUAAACACCAGAAAUAUAGCUGCAACUAUUACUAUAAGAGAAAUAAAAAAUAUGUUUAAAUAUGGAAAAAAAAUGACCAAGAUUGUUAUAAUUACAAUUCCCAGAUAUAUGUUAUUAAAAGCAUAUUAUUGGAUGAUAAAAUCACAAAAAAGUAGAGCAAUAAAGAUGUUAAAGAAAGUAAAAAAACUAUCCGAAAAAAUGGAAAAUAAAUUGAUUCUCAUAUGGGCACAACAUUGUGAAAAGGUUUGGUUAAGCGGAAUUUCUCCUCUACAUACAGAAAUGUGGAAAGAAAUCUCGAAAGUAGAUAAAUGGGAUGAAAUCAAUGCAAAUAAUUCACAUAUAGUAGUCUUUACUUUUCCUCUGCCAAACUAUCUUUUUUUGUAAUUUUUUAUUAUAAUUAUAAUUCUAAUUAAAAUAGUUAUAAUAAUAAAAUAUAUACAACAACGAAAUUAUU